AUGAAGAAUAAUCAAAAUUCAUUGAUGCAAUUAAUCAACUUGGGGGGUGCAGAAAAAGCAACACCUAAGAGUAUUAUGAGAGUGAUGCAAGUUCCAGGACUUACUUUGUACCAUCUCAAGAGCCAUUUACAGAAAUAUAGACUUGGGAAAAGCCAACAGCAUCUGGAAACAUGUUCUGACAACAACAAGGUUUACACAGAAAUUAAGAGGAGUGAUGAUAAUUGUGGCAAGGAAAUUAGUCUUGUGGACCAUAAUCAAAUAACUGAAAACAUGGAGAUAGCUCAUGCUCUUGAAGUGCAAAUGGAAGUAGAGAGAAAACUUUAUGAACAAAUUGAGGUGCAAAAACGUUUGCAACUUUCGAUUGAAGCUCAAGGAAAGUAUUUACAAUUGGUACUAAAGAAGGCACAAGAAACACUUUCAGGAUUCAAUUCUUCUCCAAUUGGUAUAAAAUUCACAAAAGAUGAACUCUCUCAAUUGGUUGCAAUGAUAAACAAUGCUUGUCAAGUUCUCCAAUCUCAGAACUAA
Molecule: messenger RNA, 525 nt
Organism: Vicia faba (fava bean)
Lineage: Eukaryota; Viridiplantae; Streptophyta; Magnoliopsida; Fabales; Fabaceae
Source: the annotation of a GenBank genome assembly